Amphibalanus amphitrite is the source of this 2408-nucleotide messenger RNA. RefSeq names its product nuclear factor related to kappa-B-binding protein-like. NCBI's taxonomy places the organism in Eukaryota, Metazoa, Arthropoda, Thecostraca, Balanomorpha, Balanidae. The record is from RefSeq and is a predicted model, not a curated record. Gene Ontology annotation, cellular component: Ino80 complex. Gene Ontology annotation, molecular function: protease binding. The transcript is spliced from 6 exons. The annotation marks the transcript as partial.
GCGGCCCUGCACCCCACCUCCUGGACCGUGGUACCGAGCACGCCAGCCGAGAAGGACGAGUACAGACAACAGGAGCGGCUGCGGUACCAGGCGCCGCGGCGGGCCUUCACGUACCGCCUGCACGGCUACCGGGCCACUGUGGGCCCCGUGCGCAGCGGGCGCGAUUCGAAGGCGGGCCGUGGCCACGCGCUGCUGACCGCCGACCGGCCGCCCGGUGUCACCCUGCUCAGUCUGGUCCGGGACGCCGUGGCGCGCCUCCCGAACGGCGAGGGCUCGCGCGCGGAUGUGUGUGAGCUGGUGCGCGACUCCGGGUUCCUGGUGGCGGGCAGCGGCGACCAGCCGGUCUCGGCGGCAGUCAGCUCGGCCAUGGACCGGCUCCAGGCGGAAGUGGACCCGUGCCUGCGCUACGACUCGCACCGCAAGGUCUGGAUGUACCUGCACCGACACCGUACAGAGGCCGAGUUCGAGACGCUGGAGCGGCAGCGCCAGGCCAGCUGUCCCCGCCGCAGGCAGGCUGUCAAACGCUCCGCGCCGACACCGGCGGUGUCUGCGGCUGGAGGUGUGUCGGCAGCGGCGACCGUGGUGGCCGUGGGAGCGGCACCAGCGGGAGCCUCGCUGCUAAAACCGAGGGCCGGUGCGCUGACGGUGGCCCAGCCCAAGUUCAGCGCGCCCGCGCCGGUUCCGCCGAUCGCGCCGGGCUCGGCUCCCGCAGCUGCAGCGGCAGUGAGUGCCGUGCUUCCGUCAGAGCCAACCACUCUGACACAGACGGAGCUGGCUGUGCAGAGCAUCCUCCCGGCAGCGCCUCCCAACGUCCCCCUGGCUCCCGCGCCCGCCUCGGUCGCUGUGCCGGCGCCGACCGUGCUGGCCGCUGCUCCGACGGCGGCGAGCGUGGCUCAACUUCAGCUGGUGUCUCGGGCGGCGGCGCUGUCCCCGGCCGUGGCCGCCAGCCCGCCGCUGGCUGCCGUCGCCGGUCACCCGCCCACCGUGCAGUCGGUCAAGGUGGUCAAAAACCAGCACACCAUCGUACACAUCCCUUCCAAGACGCCGGGCGCCGCGCCGCAGCUGGCACUCCUCGCCAACGGCAAGCUGAUCCCCAUCGUCAACCAGCCCGCCACUGUGAAGGCGGUGGACGGCCGACCGCGCGCCUCACUGGUGGUGGCCCCGCAGCGGCCGGUGGCAGCGGCGGCGGCGCGCUUGCGGCCGGCGACCCCGGCUGUCACCGUGCAGGAGGCGCCGAGGAGGCCGCUGCUGAGCCGGCCGGCCCCGGUGGCGGUGGCACCGGUGGCCAGUGCGGCAAUAGCGCCGCAGCAGGUCGUUCAGGUAUCGGGCUCGGCUGCCGUUCCGGCCGCCUUGGCACCGGCGUCACUCGCCUCGGUGACGCUCGGCGCCCCUGCCGCGGCCACCUCCGCCGCCGCCGUCACUGCGGGCUCCGCCGGCGGCGCCCUGAAACACAUCACCAUCCCGGUCUCCCAGCUGUCGCGGCUGCUGCAGCAGCAGGCGGGCAGCGGCGCGGCUGGCGCGCUGACUCUGGCCCAGAUCGGUGGCCGGCAGGUACUGAUUGCCGCCCGGCCGGCGGCCAAACCGCCGCAGCCGCAGCUGGUGCAGCGCGUGCAGGCACCCACGCAGACGGUGCAGGCCUUGCACGGCGUGCAGAGCGUGCACACCGUGCGGCCCGCCCAGCAGGUGGUGCUGCAGGCGGCUACUCACGUGGUACCGGCGUCGGGUGUCGCUCCCACCCGGCAGAUCUCCGUGGCCACCUCCCAGCUGCAGCUGGCGGCGGGCGGCGCGGUGUCGGCCGUCCGGCCGGUAGCCGCCGGCCGGCCCGUGGUGCUCAGCUCGGCCGCCCAGUCGCCCGUACAGCUGCUCUCCGGCGGACUGAGGACGCUGCACGGCUACAAACUGGUGCAGCUGCCGGCCAGCGCCGCCGCCUCAGUGCAGGCCAGAGGUGUAUCCGUCGCUACUGCGGUCCAUCAGAAGCCGGUCCAACGGCCGGCCGACCUGCUCGCCCCGCUAGUGGCAGCGACUCUGUCGUCCCCCGCGGUCGCGGCAGUCUCCUCAGCGACCGCAGCGUCACCUGCCGUCACUCAGUCGUAACACAAGUACCCGCCGCCGCCGACAGGCGGCGGUCGCAGCCAGUUCGCCCGUAGGUUAGCUUUGUUAUUGUUUUACCUCAUUGCCCAUCUCAUACGGUCAUCAAUACCUGUGUUCACUGCCCUCAUUUUCAUCCUGGACGAAGUGUCAUUUGUUUUGUAUCUCGUUUAUGCUGUGAUUGGGGGCCUGUGGGCGGGAGACGCCAGUAAAUAUCUCGAUCCUUACGUGCCUCACUGGGCGUCGGGGAGUGCAUGCGUCCGACAUUGGACAGUGCAUAAAUACCUAUAACAAUAUAUACCUUAUCAAAUGAGCUUGAA